AUCAAAGCAAAUUUCAAAGUUCAUCACUAUUUUUUUUGUUCUCUUGAUUCCAUUUCUCAGUGGCUUGACUUGAUCGCUAUGAGUUUCUUUUGAAUAUGCUUUGUUGUGGCACAAGGAUCCCUUUGACAUUUGGUGAAUCUGUGUCUUGUAUUUUAAAUGUGUCCUUUUGAUAAUUUAUAAAAUUUUAUCAUUUUGAAACAAAUAUAUUUUUGGGACCAGAUAAAUUUUUAAUUUUUAACAAUAUCAAAGAUUUGCUUCUCCUAUUUUCGCUCUUUACAAAAGGCCAAGUAUUUAUUGUGUUUCAGAAGGACCAGGACAGAAUGGAAGAGAAUGGGAUUGGUGUUUCAAUGGAAGUAGGAACUGAACAUGACCGCGAUGAAUUGAUAGAAGGGCAGAUCAUUAAUUCGUCUGAUGGUCUUCCCAACAUCCAUCCAAACUUUUCUGAACUGGAGCUUCAUCCUGUGCCAAGUGCUGAAAAACCUAAUGGUCGCAGUCUUGAUGAACUCAUACAUGAUGAGGAUCUGCCUACUUCAUUGAUAGUUACUAAUUUAGGAAGCUCUGUGUUUGAAAAUGAAGAACAGAGGAGACAACUGGAAGAAAUGUUUCGAGCAUUUGGAGAGCCAGCAACAUUUCAAUUCUUUCGCAGUUUUAAGAGGCUAAGAGUGAAUUAUGGAUGCCCCGCUUCUGCUGCAAAGGCACGAAUUCAGCUCCACCAAACUCAAUUUGGUGGUAGAAUCAUAAAUUGUUACUUUGCACAGACCGUCUCACCUGUGGAUAUAGAGGAUCAGCGUCUUCAGCUCCCACCUCUCACGAAACAAUUUCUCAUUUCACCUCCAGCAUCGCCCCCUGUAGGUUGGGAGCCACAUAGUGAAGCCGAACCCCUGGUUAAUUAUGAUCUGUUGGCUGCUAUCUCAAGGCUUACUCCAGGUGAUUCCUAUCAACUUCACGCUCCAUCUGAUCAGCACCCAGGAAUAGUUGUCCAUGUUUGUGAAGAAGAAUCUCAUUACAAGCCAGAAAAAUCGAGCAGGAUACCACAGACACGCUGCCCUGAAUUUAAUUAAAAGUUAGAAUCUAUGUUUGAAUUAACUUAUUUUGGUUCAUACGGCACAGAACUACGGUACUUUUCUAAUAUUCGUCAUUGUUGAAAAGUGAAGCUCCUGCGAAUUCAUCAGUAGUGAAACGGUCUUGCUUGUUUGCACUGCCCAGACUAACCCAAGCAACAGAGAUUGGUCGUGAAAUGUCAGACUGAUGUAAAUAUGGCGUGUUUUAGGUCGAAAGGAUCUCCCGAUAUGUCAUCUUGACGUUUUGUGACCAAUCUCUUUUACUUUGGAAACCAUCUGUAGUCCUCUUUCUGGUGAGCAGUGGAGUAGCUAUAGCUAUAUGUAGCUCUUUGCUGUGACAGUCAGGGUGCUUUGCCAAAGGUUAAAGCUUUUGUGCCACAAUGUAAUUCUUAUGUUCCUGUAUAGCUAAUCAUAUAUUAUAUUGUGGAGAAUCAUGGACUAGAUUUUAAAAAAAAGAAUCUACAUUGAAAUUACAUUGAAAUCAUCAUUGAUUGAAAGUAUAUGUGAAUGACCAGAAGGUGGCAAAUUUUUCAUUUGUAAAAUGUAGGCUUUAUUUGUGGUAAAACCUAAUUAGAUAAAUAUCUAUACUUCCAGAUUUACCUUUUACUUUUUACCUUGAAUUUGAUGAGUCAAGUGUGAGGAAAGAAGAAUUCAGUACACAAUCCAAACUAUCUUUUGAUGUUGUUUUGAAGAGACUAGGAAGACCAUUUGUACAAUCACCAUUGUUGACAAAAUUGUAUAAUAUGCCUUUUGUUGAAUUUCAUAUGUGUAUAUAUUUUUCUGAUCAUAUUUCAUUGCACUGCCGGUUGUGUUUGUCUAAGUAUUCUCUCACUCUGUCCUUAUCAACCACUUGCUUCCAUCACUAAACAAUAUAUUUUCCUAUUUUCUUCUCUAAUGUAGAAAGAGUGUUCUGUUUCAAGAAAAAGUUGUUCAGGGAACACUUGUAUGAUCAAGUGUUGAAGAAUGGAGCAAAUCACCUCCAUUCACCAACUCUUGCUGUUCUUCUUAAAAUGGAUACGAUAGAAAAAUCUACGGUAUCCUUACCUCAUAUUUAUUUAGCCAUGUGAUAAUGCUUGUACUCUAACUUUUUACUUGUUAUUUAUUGCCUUAAAGCCUAGUAUUAAAGCAAUCUACUGCUCUGUUUAUAUUUUAUGUAUCCUUUCUUUUAGCUAUAGUAAAAUUAUAAAGGAAUAGUUUUCUGUUACCAAGUAUGAAGGCGGUCAGCAUUUUGAAAUAAGUUGAUGUAAAUACUGAGCAAUAUCUCUACUUAGCAUGUAUCAACAGAGUUACUCUCCAUUGUUCAAGAUAGCACCCUUAUUUUUAUGUGUAGAACAUUUUCAGGGCGUUUUGAAUGUUUUCUCUUGUAUAUUAUUUAUAUCUACACAUAUGCAAAUAACUGAAAUGUCAGUUUACGUAAGUAAUCACAUAUCUUCUAAACCUCUUAAGUCUCAUUAUUCAUGUACUUUCAUUCUAGUUAAUUCAGAAUCAAGGCAUUUCUGAACAGGAGCUAAAGUAAUUCUUUUAAAAAUAUAGUGUAUCCAUAAGGUAAUGGCUGUGCUGUGCAAUUAUGUGUGUUACAUAUUUCAUCUUUUCUAUUUUAUGUAGGGUUAAUUAAGGCUCAGAUAGUACAAAGAGAACAGCCCUCAGAUAAUUGCUUAUCUUCCUUCAUUAGAUUUUCUUGUCUUCAUUUUUCUCUAUUUGAGUUGUUCGUAUUUGUCUAAAAUUUAUAUAUCUAUGCUAUGUGUGUCUGUAGUGGGGAUUGUGUUGAUCAAGACAAGUUUUGUUGCUGUGAUUCUGUUAAACCGCCUUGAAUGUUCGGACCAUACUACUAUUCAAAGUUGUUUUGACAACUUGAACAAUUUUAAACCAAGAAACCAACAUACAUUGUGUUUACAAGGGCUUUCUUACCUUACUGUAGAUUUAUAAUUUGAGAUUGUUCUUGUAUUAAGCCUACCACAUAGGUACCUUUUAUUUUCCUAAACUCGGGGAUAUAGGAGAAUUCAGAGCUCAUUUUAAUGAAGCUGAGCUCAAUAUAAAUCUGAUAAUGCUGUUGUAGCUCGGAAAUUACUGAUAAUAUAAGGGAAACAUCUGGAGGGUCCCCUGUCUAGAGGGUCCCCCCUGUAUAUUUUAUUAUUUUUUAUUAUUUUCAUUUUAAAAUUAGUUUUUAAUGUUUAAAUACUAAUUAAAUAUUAAAAUAUUGUUUAAAACUAUUUUGCGAGGCCUGAGGUGUCUAGAAAUUUUCCAUCCUGCUUCUUAUGUUCUGUUUCUUGCGCUCUUGCUCUCAACAGGAGUGUUAAAUGUUGUUUGCGGUCUGUCUAGUAGACAUUUGUCUAGGAGAAUUAGUUGCUCAGUUCUUUAUGCAGUAGGACUUGUUUGGAAGUGUUGAAAUGUCGCAAACUUACAAGUGCUUAACACAUCCCAAAGUUUAACAAAAAUGCUACUGCGCUUCUUUUGGGUUCAUCAAGUGCGGGUCAGUAGUUGUUCUUUCAAAAGCACACUGUGCAACGCAACACAAAUUCAAAAGACUGUGUACUAAAAGUGAUUCACCUUGCAAUUGACAUCUGGACACUGCGCUUGCUGUAUCCAAAGCGAACGCAUUAACAUUUUUGUUUGACAUUUUCAUGUCUUACCCACUUGAAAGUUGACGACAUUUCCACACUUCAGAAAACGUUCUACUGAAUAGAAAACACUAACAUAUAAUUCUAAUAGCCUGAUGUAAACUAUACAGAUCGCAACUAGCAAAGAAACACUUCUUCUAAGAAGCAAGAGCCCUACAGCACAUUAGGAACCAGUAUGAAAAAUUCCUAGGCCACUCUGACCUUUAAAAAGUAGGUGUAAACAAUAUUUUAAUAUUUUAUUAAUAUUUUAAUGUUAAAAACUAUUUUUUUAAUAAGAACUCUAAAAAAUAGUAAAAAAUUCAGGGGGGACCCUCUAGACAGGGGACCCUCCAGGACCUACCCUAAUAUAAUCGGCAAUGUAUUGGUAUGCCGACUACUUUUCAGUGUCAUUGUUAUUCUGCAACAAAGUUUACGUAUUGAUGUGAAGAAAUAAAUGGUGAAACGACACCUAAACUCAA
This is a messenger RNA of Frankliniella occidentalis (western flower thrips), 4137 nucleotides long. RefSeq names its product calcipressin-2 (gene sra). Gene Ontology annotation, biological process: calcium-mediated signaling. The transcript has 5 exons. NCBI's taxonomy places the organism in Eukaryota, Metazoa, Arthropoda, Insecta, Thysanoptera, Thripidae. Bases 321 to 1061 code for a protein of 246 amino acids. Gene Ontology annotation, molecular function: calcium-dependent protein serine/threonine phosphatase regulator activity; nucleic acid binding. Gene Ontology annotation, cellular component: cytoplasm; nucleus. The record is from RefSeq and is a predicted model, not a curated record.